AAGAACCUGCCGGGAGAUCCCGCGCUUGCAGAUAUCCCAUGCUGUCUCAUUCCAUACAGAGGCUGGGCAGAGAUUGGGUUGCCCGUUGGAAUCUGGCUCAAAGACUCUUCCAGAAUGGUCAAACAUAUAAGUGUACAAAGGGGACUGAGUACUGUUCUUGGGUUUGGUACUCACACUUGAACCCUCAGGAUUGCCCAGUAAGCUGGAAACAUCCUUUGUUCAGGAACGGACAGCUUCACAAUCAGAUACAAAACUGUUCCAUACAUCUCUGUCCUGCUAACAUGAAAUCUGAAGGUGAUGAGCCAACUUCAAAGCGAAGGAGAUUUAGUGAUGAUCGGGACAUUAGCUGCAGUCCUAAUGAACAACUGAGUACCUCUUUUCCAAGUGAAACGUUGCUGCUUCAUAAUGAACCUCAACAGGAAGAAGAAGGCCUUCCAAAACCAAGAGGUGUGAUCAAAAGAUCCUGGGAAUAUUUUUGUCAGCAGAGUAAAAAAAUGAAGAUCCUUGAAGAGAGUAAGCAGAUCAGCCAGGAUGAUAAAGACCUGCAGGAAAAGUUUGAUUUUACUGUGAUGUCAUACAACAUCCUUUCCCAGGAUUUGUUAGAAGACAACUCCCACCUGUAUAAACACUGCAGUUACCAAAUACUAUCUUGGAACUAUCGGUUUCCCAACAUUCUUUCAGACAUCAAACAGCUGGAUGCAGAUGUACUUUGUUUGCAAGAGGUCCAAGAAGACCAGUAUGGAACAGAAAUUAAGCCCAGUUUGGAAGCCUUAGGCUACCAUUGUGAAUACAAGACGAGGACAGGAAGGAAACCUGACGGCUGUGCUAUUUGCUUCAAGACCUCCAAGUUUAGCCUGCUCUCCUCAAACCCAGUGGAAUUCUUCCGCCGCAAUAUCCCACUGUUGGACCGAGAUAACGUGGGCUUGGUUGUACUCCUGCAGCCUCGGUUUCACUGUAAGGCCACCGCAGCUAUAUGUGUGGCCAACACUCAUCUGCUAUACAACCCAAGACGGGGGGACAUUAAGCUAACCCAGCUAGCAAUGCUGCUGGCCGAAGUUACCAACGUAGCCAUUCGAGAAGAUGGGCGUUUCUGCCCCCUUGUCCUCUGUGGUGACUUUAACUCUGUCCCUCACUCUCCUCUGUACAAUUUCUUAAGGGAAGGAAAACUGAACUAUGAAGGACUGCCUAUAGGGAAAGUGUCUGGACAGGAACAGUCUCCUAAGGGUAAAAGGAUACUCUCUAUUCCCAUUUGGCCUCAAAGCCUUGGCAUCUCUCAGGACUGCAUGUAUGAGGAACAACAGAAGGAACUAGAAAAAGAAAAAGAGAGAGAAGAUGCUAAAGAAAACACGUUGGAGGCUUCAGAGGAGAUCGUAAUAGUAUCACAAAGGUUACCUACAGAUUUACAUCACAGUUUUCAGUUGUCUUCAGCCUACUCUCAUUAUUUGCCUGAUAGUGGAGACCCAGAAGUAACGACUUGCCACUCAAGAGGCGCAGUCACUGUGGAUUACAUUUUCUAUUCUGAAGCAAAGGACAACAUAUCUGAGCAACCAGGAACUGAACGUAUUUUUGAUGGAGGCCUGAAACUUUUAGGUAGAUUAUCGCUCGUAACAGAAAAAGAUCUGUGGAUGGUUAAUGGAUUGCCUAAUGAAACCAACUCCUCUGACCAUCUCCCUCUCCUGGCUAAGUUCAGGCUGGAAGAAUAAC
This is a messenger RNA of Euleptes europaea (tarantolino), 1704 nucleotides long. It is a transcript of the gene ANGEL2, whose product is annotated as angel homolog 2. The transcript is spliced from 9 exons. Gene Ontology annotation, molecular function: mRNA 3'-UTR binding; 3'-5'-RNA exonuclease activity. Bases 39 to 1703 code for a protein of 554 amino acids. Gene Ontology annotation, biological process: 3'-UTR-mediated mRNA stabilization. The record is from RefSeq and is a predicted model, not a curated record. NCBI's taxonomy places the organism in Eukaryota, Metazoa, Chordata, Lepidosauria, Squamata, Sphaerodactylidae.